CAUCAUCAUCCGUCACUGCCGCUCCUGCGCGGCUUGUAAAACCAGAGAAGAGAGGAGAGACGAGCCGUAAAGUCAGACUGGGUUGAUUUUACAAGGAAGUCUGGAAACGGUCCACAAAGGCUUAUCAAAACUCAGAGAUCCUCUUUUUAUUGCUACUAUUCCAGGCUAAACACUGGCUCAGAGUUUGCGGUCAGCCGGUAAACAGUAGGCGGCCCAGAGCGCUUCUACCAGCUGGACAAACAAUAACAAUCCCUUUGCUGUCACAUCAUGAACCCUGAAUAUGACUACUUAUUCAAGCUUCUUCUGAUUGGAGAUUCUGGAGUCGGAAAAUCUUGCAUUCUAUUGCGUUUUGCAGACGACACCUACACAGAGAGUUUCAUCAGCACGAUCGGAGUGGAUUUCAAGAUCCGAACUAUUGAGUUGGAUGGGAAAACUAUUAAACUGCAGAUAUGGGACACCGCUGGACAGGAGCGAUUCCGCACGAUUACAUCUAGCUACUACAGAGGAGCUCAUGGGAUCAUUGUUGUGUAUGAUGUCACGGAUCAGGAGUCCUACAACAAUGUGAAACAGUGGCUGAAAGAAAUCGAUCGCUACGCAAGUGAGAAUGUCAACAAACUACUUGUAGGAAAUAAGUGUGACCUCACUACAAAAAAAGUUGUGGACUACACUACAGCUAAGGAGUUUGCUGACUCUCUUGGCAUCCCUUUCCUUGAGACGAGUGCCAAAAAUGCCACGAACGUGGAGCAGGCCUUCAUGACCAUGGCAGAGGAGAUAAAGAAGCGCAUGAGGCCGGGGGCUUCAGGGGGUUCAGAGAAACCUGAUCUUAAAAUUGAAAGCACCCCGGUGCAACAGUCAGGCAGCGGGUGCUGUUAGAUCACUGUCAUAUUUUCUCAGGGAGAGUGAUGAGCAGGACUGGAUAAUGAGGCGGAUUGUGUUGAGGUGGCCAAUGUGGGUAUUAACAACAGACUAUAUCCUACAUGGUGCUCAAUAAAGUCUGAAAUCAUUACUGUUGUUUAACAAAAACAUUCAUGGCUCUUCCCACAUUUUUGUUGUCUUUGAAAAUAAGACUAAAGCACAGGCACACACUGAUGCAGGUAUUUGCCUGAAAAAUGAAGGUGAAAAUGUCCAGAUCACUGUGUUAAUAGCUGUUAACUUUCACAAUUGACCCAAUCAUAUGAAAAUUCAUAAACAAUGAACUGGGAUUUGCAACUCGUUAAAGUGGUGCCUUUUCUUGUUCAUGCUUUUAAGAAGAUCAAGUGGUUGAGCGGUCAUUGCUGGCAUUGUUCAUCCGCAUGUUAAAGCAGGGACUCCAACAUUCUCAUUUGGAGUUUUACUGUGGUUCUGUGAGAAUAAACAAUGUUGUUUUGUGUGUAUUUGCUUCUACUUUCAUUUUUGUGUGUGCCUGUGACUGCUUUAUUAUUGUAUAUAAAGGGAGCUUAAAAGAUAGUUUACCUAGAAAUUAAACUCAUAAUUGAUGUCACUU
Messenger RNA from Sinocyclocheilus rhinocerous, 1483 nucleotides. Its product is annotated as ras-related protein Rab-1A-like. The record is from RefSeq and is a predicted model, not a curated record. The transcript is spliced from 6 exons. NCBI's taxonomy places the organism in Eukaryota, Metazoa, Chordata, Actinopteri, Cypriniformes, Cyprinidae. Bases 268 to 873 code for a protein of 201 amino acids. Gene Ontology annotation, molecular function: GTPase activity; GTP binding.